This is a messenger RNA of Exophiala aquamarina CBS 119918, 1122 nucleotides long. RefSeq lists its product as uncharacterized. Bases 1 to 1122 code for a protein of 373 amino acids. The record is from RefSeq and is a predicted model, not a curated record. NCBI's taxonomy places the organism in Eukaryota, Fungi, Ascomycota, Eurotiomycetes, Chaetothyriales, Herpotrichiellaceae. The transcript has 2 exons.
AUGGCUGUUCCGUUCGUCCUCGCUACCCUCGCCUUUACUGGAGUGGCUCAGGCUCACAUUGCCGCUUUCGCCAAAGGGAUGUACUGUGAAAAUGGAACAGACCCAAAGAAUCCAAACUACAACAACAAUGCAGUUGUUGCACCACUGUUCAACUUCACGCUGGAGGAACUGUGGUUCCAACGCGAGCGAGGAUGUGACAGAGUGCCUCCCCCGGAAGGGGUCUUCCUCGAUGUCCCGGCGGGCGGCUCCUUCACUGUCGAUCUCGCCAACAAUCAGGCAUUCUCCCGCCUGUCAUACGAAGGGAAACUCACAUCUCUCUGGCCAGAUGGUGGUGAUCACCCUGAUAACUGGAACGGCGGAGGCGUGGGCGAAGGCUGCAUUGACGAGGCUGGCUACAUGCACGUGCAGGACGAACAGCAUGCCCAGGGAACGGCAUUUGCCAUCUCAUAUCACAGCGACUUGAAUCAGGUCAAUCUGGAGAAUCUUGUUGUUUUCUCAGUUCUCGAACAUACCCCCUGGCACCGAGAGGCUACCUACCAAGUCCCCAAAGGCCUACCCGCAUGUCCACCCGGAGGCUGUACUUGUGCUUGGCUGUGGGUUCCACGGGGCUGUGGCCAGCCCAACAUUUACAUGCAGGGCUUCAAAUGUCAAGUGUCUGGCGCAACCUCCAUCACUCCUCUUGCCAAAGCGCAGCAGCCUGCUCAAUGUGAGGACGACACCUCAAAAUGUGUUGCUGGUGCAAAGCAGAUGAUCGUUUGGAAUCAAUUGACCGGCAACAACGUGUUUCCAAAGAGCGGACAAACGCCUGCAUAUAAUUCCCGCAACGGAUUCCGACCAGGAGCUCAGGAAGACAUCUUCGCUGGCGAACCUGCUGCACCCGCCUCGUCUUCAGCUUCAUCGUCGGUCUCUGUUGGGGUUACGUCUUCCCCCACCGCCGUAACGAGGGUCGAAUCCGUCACCACCAGCAAGCCCGCCUUGACAUCGGAUGGAUCGUUUACUAUUCAGCCGGUUACAUUUAGCACUUCUACAACCACGAGAGCCUCAAUGUCGAGUGGUGGCGGCAAUGGAAAUCCUGCUACGGUCACCGUCACAGUCACCGCACCAGGGGGAUGCUCGAAGUAA